AUACCUUCAGCAGCAGACAGACAUGCAGAUCACAGAGCGAGAGCCACUCGCCCUAUAGGAAAGAAGGAGUAAAAUAACUCAAUAUCUUUAGAAGACUAACUAGCUGGGGGAGGUGAAUGCGCUAUUCUUGUAUCCGUAAAAAGCCUGCGUUAAAUAACGACAACGCAUAACACAGCAGAGGUGAAGCAAACAAACGGCCCUUGCCAAAGAGAUUAGGUGCGAAGACUGCAACGCGUGCACCAAACGCAGCAUCGUAUCGCAUUUAGAGAUGAAAGUGAAGCAAGGCUGCGACGCGGGUGUCCCUUGUACGACUGAAGAGGUUUUGUUAAAAAGCACAGAAAUAUCGCCGGAGGAUGUACUCGGGCUGCAGAAGAUCACAGACAAUUACCUCUGUGGUCCAGAGCAGAACAUACACAAGAUCGACUUCACCAGGUUCAAAAUCCGAGACAUGGAGACAGGCACGGUUCUUUUUGAGAUCACCAAACCCCCUACAACAGAGAGUGCGGAGGGAAGAACGGACAUUGACCAGAAUGCCGGGCGCUUUGUGCGUUACCAGUUCACCCCCGCUUUCCUCCGACUACGCCAGGUUGGCGCCACGGUGGAGUUCACUGUAGGUGAUGUUCCCAUCAACAACUUCCGAAUGAUUGAGAGGCACUAUUUCCGUGGGCAGCUGCUGAAGAGCUUUGACUUUGAGUUUGGUUUCUGCAUCCCAAGCAGUAAAAACACCUGUGAACACAUCUAUGAGUUCCCACCACUCUCUGAAGAAAUAAUGCGUGAAAUGAUCCUUCACCCUUAUGAGACGCAAUCUGACAGCUUUUACUUUGUGGACAACAAGCUUGUGAUGCACAGUAAGGCAGAUUAUUCUUACAACGGUGGACCGUAGGAAGUCAUUCUCAACUUUUGCAUUAAUUUGCAAUGGACCGGCAGAGGAACAUCUACUGAAAGUGGCAUCUAGGCAUCUAAUCUUAUAUGUGAUGAUGCAUUUGGUUAAAACAAACAAAAAACACCCCAAUCUCAGGAUUUGUGUGUGUGUGUGUGUGUGUGUGUGUGAGUGUGUGUGUGUGUGUGUGUGUGAGAGAGAGAGAGAGAGAGAGAGAAAGAAAGAAUGCUCAAAAUGGGCCAGUACUACUUUUUUCCUUAGAAUCAUGUAAAUGUGAUAGUUCUGUCUCUUUGAGGAUAUGAGUGUGCCUGUGCAUCUGUGCAUUCAUUGCAUGCUAUUUUUUAUGUUUUUCAAAGCCCAAAGCUAAAUCAUUCUAAACAGCUCAAAUUUUUGACUAAAUGUUCAUACAGUGAUUUCACUCAAGGCUUCUAAAGCAUUAAACGAGCAUCAUGUUGAUUGAGUUGGAGAUACAGUGACCAAUGCAGUGUGUAAAGGAAGGGAUUCCUGUUGGCCUCUACAGAAGGGCCUGGUUUUGCUUUAUUUUUCCCACUUUCAUUUUUAAAUGUUCAUAAUUUGGUCGAUGAUGUAAAUCUACAGUAUGUUAUUUAUAUUGAUAUACACUGUCACAUAUUUUUAAUAGCAUCUUUUGUCAAAUAAUAGUGAUAGAUAUCUGUCAACUGUUUCAUGUGAUUUAACAAAAAAAGAGAGAGAAAUAAAAAUUCCAAAGUUCUUUAAAUCAUCAUAAAUUUGAUUUAAUUCAUUUCUUUUAAACAUAAAACUCCUCCAUAGUGGUUUCAUUCAGAUAAAACAAUAUUUACACUAUUAUCUAAAGGUCUGGGACAGGUAAGAAUAUUUAA
Messenger RNA from Cyprinus carpio (common carp), 1737 nucleotides. RefSeq names its product protein unc-119 homolog A-like. Gene Ontology annotation, biological process: lipoprotein transport; positive regulation of protein tyrosine kinase activity; visual perception. Lineage: Eukaryota; Metazoa; Chordata; Actinopteri; Cypriniformes; Cyprinidae. Gene Ontology annotation, molecular function: lipid binding. The record is from RefSeq and is a predicted model, not a curated record. Gene Ontology annotation, cellular component: intercellular bridge; spindle pole; centrosome.